Molecule: messenger RNA, 8562 nt
Organism: Plasmodium knowlesi strain H
Lineage: Eukaryota; Apicomplexa; Aconoidasida; Haemosporida; Plasmodiidae
Product: WD repeat-containing protein, putative
Exons: 1
Coding region: 1-8562 (2853 amino acids)
Biological process (GO): DNA replication-dependent chromatin assembly; nucleosome assembly
Cellular component (GO): CAF-1 complex; nucleus
Molecular function (GO): protein binding
Source: RefSeq, a predicted model, not a curated record
AUGUAUACAGAGAAGCUGAAUCUGAAUUCGGAAAACGAGAAGAUCACGAGUUUGGACUUCCAACCGUGUUCGACCGUCAACCGCUUGGCAAUUUCCAGUUUGCAUCAGAUAAAAAUAUAUCGUAUCCCUGUGUACGACACAAGUUCAAAGGGGAAGAUACACAUCGAGCUUCUGUUCAUUAGCAAUGACCACAACUUGGUGUACAUUAAUACGAUAAGGUGGAGUUUCAAUGGGCAAUACUUAGCCAGUUGCGAUAGCGGAGGAACAUUGGUAUGCUACGAAUUGAACUCUCAAAAAAAUGGAAAAGUAUCAGGAGAGGAAAUAAAAAACUUACCGAAGGAAGUAAGCACAAAAUACACAGUAGGAAAUAUCUCCACCCAAGGUAAUAGUAACAAUAGAGAAGAGUGGAAAAUUACGAGGUACAUCAAAAUCUUAGAGAGUGGAGAAAUUUUUGAUCUAGCUUGGUCAAGGGAUAAUGAACAUGUGGUAUGUGGAGUGUCCAAAGGUAUGGUAUACAUUUUUAACCUGAAGAAAUCCUAUAUUUCUCAUAAGCUCUUUGUUAAAGGAACGAGAGAAAACAUCAAGGGGGUAUCCUUUCAUCCAACUAACAACUGCAUUCUCGCACAGAGCAGUGAUAACAUCGUAUGUCUAUGGAGAAAAAUGAACAUUUACCCGGAGCAGAAAAAUUAUUUAUUAACAUGUGGUGGACAAGGUAAGAGGAGUUUCGAGAAAGAAGAAAAGGAAGAUACAUGUUCUCCUAAAUAUGAUUGCACAAAUACAAAUCAGGCAGGAGAGUUCACUCAGUCGCAAGGCAUCAACAGAGAGUAUUUUGAAUGCUUGUAUGAGGAGCAAAUGAACGAGACGAAUCAAAAUAUUGAUACCCCAACUAUUCGACACAUCUAUUUUGACACCUUCGGGAAGUAUGCUAGCAUCACACACAUUCCAAAUAAUGGGAGGAAUUGUGGAGUCCUUCUAAAAAUUAAUAAUAGCGACCAGAUAAACAGGAGGAGGUUGUUCCUCGAUGGGCACAGCAGUUGUAUUAGAGUCGCGAAAAUUGGGGACAAGGUUUUUAUAGAUCGGAAGAGGAAGAAAUUAUAUAGCUUGUAUUGCCAGUGCAGUGAUAAUGGAAUCAUUUCUCUCUGGAAAAUUUUCCUUAAAAGGGUUCAGUACUCUGGGAAAAUGCAUCCCCCCCAGGGGAAUCCUCACAUGGUUCAGGGUAGGCACCCCUCCGAAGUUGUCAAACAUCAACAUCAACAUCAACAGCAACAGAGUUACGGUACGCACAGUGAGCACCCUCCCGGUCGGAAAACGCACAAACUGAGUCGGAAAAAAAGAAAAAAAGUUAACAGGUAUGCUAAGUGCUUCCUAAUAAUACAGAGCCUCUUGGAGGAGCAAACCUGUGCAGUGGACGCAAGUUGGUCGAGUGCAUCUGAUCAACUCGUCAUUGGUGCAUCCAAUGGCUCCGUCUACAUCGUACAAAUAAACAUACGGGCCUUGAAGUUGAGACCAUUUUACAACCAAGUCUUCCUUGAAAUUAACGAAAUUACGUUAAAGUGCAACCGAGACCAUGCAACGGAUAUGGUACAACAGAACAACCCGAAAGUCAAGUCCGGAAAGGAUAUUGUAGAAAGGAAACCAAAGAACAGAAUAACCCCCAAAAUAAAGUACCUCUACGAUGAGCAUGGAAAUGUUGUGGAAAACACAAAGUCGCAUGAAAUUAUACACAUUUUACAGUGCACAGUUUGUAAUUACAACGUGGAUAUUCAUCCUUACUUUAGUGAUAGUUUGAAAUGGAAUUUUUUCUUAGAGGAUCCCAUUUCUGGAGAGAGAAAAUAUCGUAAUAGGACUGUCAGGUAUAUUUACGACUUUCCCUCCUUCAUGAGGUGGUUCAUUUGGAUAGUUGUCAAAUGCGUCGAGUUUGCACUGAGGGGAGUCCUCCCUCUGUGGGAGGCACUUGCGGCAGCCGCGGAAUCACAUCAGGAGGUUAGCAGUGAGGGAGGGCACAGUGGACAGAGCAAUUAUAGCGGGGGUGGUGGUAGGGUGAAUAAGGGGAUGAGCGGAUCUGUUAUGGGUAGUGGUGUGGGGGGGGAUGGGACGAUGUGCAGUGGCGGAGACGGGGACGACGAGGACGACGGGAAUGACAGGGAUCGGGGGAGGGGAAAUGGCCACAACAACGACGCCGGUGGGGACGACGACGACGAUGAUGAUAAGAAGGAGGAGGAGCAGGAAGGAGUUGACAUCGGAGAAGAUGAGGAAGAGAGAGAAUAUGUCGACAACGAUAAAGGCGGUAAAGAGGUCAUCCCCACGGGCAGGAACCUCAGCAUGGAUAGUAACCCCCGCGUAGAUAGUAACCCCCGCGUAGAUAGUAAUCCACCGUUUGGCAGUAACCCGCGCAGUAGCAACAGGCAGAGCAAAGGAAGAGGCGAAAAAAAUAAAAUAAAUAAAAUAAAAAGUACUAAAGAAAAAAAGACAAGGAGGAGAAGCAGCGUUGAAAAGAAAGGGAGGAAAUACACAGAAAGUCACUUGGAGCUGGGGCGUUACCUCACUAGUAAUGAAAAUCUGAGUAUCGUGAACGUAGAAUACGUUAAUGAGGACAAUGAAAAUAGUAACAAGUACAGCUACGACAACAAUCAUAUGUACAGUAAUAGACCUCGUCGAACAUCCUCCGGAUACUUGGCAAACGAGGAAGGAAGCAGGUCUUCCCCCAUGAAUUCACUCAAUGAUGAUGAGUCCAUGGAGGAGAGUAAUAAAAAUAUCGACUUGAAAAUUCUGGACAUUAUAAGAAACAACUACAAUAAGGAUAGCUAUGCUGCUACCACCAUACCCCUUUUGGAUGAAGAUUUCUGCGGACUCCCCCGAAUGGAAGACUGUGGAGGGAUGGACAGUUACGUGAACAAGGUGGAAGGGAAUUCGAGGUAUCCGGUGCAGAAGGAACGAGAAGGGAAUAUGCGCCUCUCAGAUUUAAAGGGUAAUGAAGACAGAAAGAAACGUAAAGUUAAGAAGGAGAGUUCCGGGGCCAACAGGAGGGACACCAAGGGGGGUGCCAAGGGGGAUGAAGGGAAGAAGAGAGUCAAGAGGGAGCGAAAGGAGGGUAUCAAGGAAAGCGCUAAAGAGGAUAGUAAGGAAGGCGUGAAGGAUGGGAAGAAAAGGCAGAAAAAAGGGAGAGCAACAGGGGUGGAAACGGUCAAGGGGGUUACGAACCAAACGGUUGAUGGACACUGUGACCGCCAAGUGGAGGAAGCCAACGCAGCAAGGACAGUGCUGUCAGAUCGACAGGCAGAACGUCCAGUGGAGCAAUCAAAAGGAGAGUAUUCUGAGAGGCCUUCAGAGGAAAAGAUUAUGGAGUCAACGGAACAGUUGAAUUGGGACCCGGCGGGAGAAAGGGCGGAGGUGGAAGGAGGGGAUUGUGCACCAACAUUUAGGAAGGAGACAAGGAGAGAGACAAGAAAAAAAAAACAAAAAGGAGGUGAAGACAAGGAAAUCGGGCACAUGGGAAAUUCAAUGGAGGAUAUCCAGAACGAGGAGAAGGGAGAGAAUUUGAGAGUGGAGGUACAGGAUAGAGUGUGGAGUGAAACGAGCGAAGCUAAGAAGGAGGCAAGAAGAGCGGCCAGAAGGGAAGCCAGAAGGGAGGCCAGAAGGGAAGCCAAGAGGGAGGCCAGAAAAGAGGCCGAAAAGUAUCCAAGCGAAAAUCCCAACAGGGAUCCCAAUGGGGAUCCCAACGGAGGUCUCAACGGAGGUCUCAACGGAGGUCCUAACGGAGAUGCCAACGAAGGUUUGAACGAAAGUCCCAGCGCGAAAAGAAAGAAGAGGCCUAAGAAACGCAGAACCGGCAAGGAUUCAGACAGGGAGUGGGAAAACUUCAAUCCUCAUGCAGAGUUGAGGUACGUGGAGGAAUCGCAGCUGGUGGCAAAGGUGCCACCCAGAGGAUGCAAGGAAAUUAUGGAUUCAUACAAUAUAAGAAAGAAGGAAAUACGUACAGGUAAAAAUAGAAGUGGCGAAUUUUAUUCUUCAAAUGAUGUUAACGUUGGAGAAUUGUCUAGAUCGAACCAGGCUAAAGGGAACUACACAAGUGAAGGGCUUGAGGACUGUAACAAUGAGGAACAGACAAACGUGACGCCGAAAUAUGGGAUGAAGAUUCAAGAGAGACAAUUCUCACAACCAUGUGAGAGCAUUAAGAAAGAUGGUGUAGUGAGGAGCUCAUGGCUAAAUGAUGGAGAACUGGUAUCCCGUGGAAGGAACAAUAAUAUGUGUGUACGUGAAGAUGAAUACAGUGAUGGCUACAACAGUGGCGGAGCGUAUAGUGGUGAAUGCGCUGAUGAGUACAUGGACGCGCGUAGCGGUGUACUUAAUGAUGACUAUAGAGACGGCCAGUUGGAGGAUGGUCAAUUUGGAGAGCCUAUUGGUAAGUCCUGUGAUACCCGUAGCAUCAGUAACCAGGAAAUGAAAACGAAGCAGAAGCGAAGCUUCGAAAGGAUGACUCCAUACAAUUCAUAUGAACGUAGGAAAAGAGAACAACCAAAAAAAAAAGGCAAACUGGAAGGAAAGGUUCUUUAUUCCAAUGGGAUUUUGGAUCAGAGGCUUCACAGUGCACCAGUUAAGACAAGCGUGGUAAACCGUGAGCAUGUUAUGCAAGGGGAUGACACAUGGGUGCGCGGUUCCUUGGGUGGUGUAGAUAGGGUGGACAGAGACAAAGUGAAGGAGCAUUUGGAAGAGGAAAUGCAUGUGAUUGCAGGGGGAGAGGAAGGAGACGAUGAGGAAGGAGAGGAGUCAGAUGUCGGCGAUUCUGAAGGGGAAGGAGUUAACGCUGGAGGGGCUACAAGAAUAAUGCACCUGGAGUCUCUUAAAGUGCAACAAAGCCCGAAGGAAACCGUUCCGAUGCAACAAUCAUCGAGGCGAACGCAGCUGUACGGAGAAGUGGACGGGACGCACAACUACACCGAGAGGAACGCCAAACGGGUUGGAGGAGAGGACUUGUUCGAAACGGAGGAGCAUUACGGUUGGCCUGAGAGGGAAGGCACAGACCAAGACGAGACAAAUCCCUACGGUGUAAAGAAGGAAAAUCAUGACGAAGAAAAUGAAAACAGAAACUAUCUAAGCGGGAACACAUUGAAGAGGUAUACAUUCGACACAGGAAACAACAGUAGUAGUAAGAGGAUCCCAACUGAGGGAUUGAAAAGAAUCAUCAGAGGGGGUGGGUCCUUCAAUAGGAAUUGCGAACAAGGGGAGAGGAGAUGCAUAAAUAGGUACACUUCAUCCGGAAGAGAGGAAGAUGCAUUCAUCAGCGACGAAAAAGGAAAGAACACUUACAAUAAUGCAAUGAAUAGAAGUAAUUGCAGCGUCGAUGAGCGAGUUGAUUUUGCACAGAGAGACAGAAACCAUACGGAUAAUAUUCACGUGGAGAAGUAUAAAAAUAAAAUAUUCUUCUUUGACAGUAGAACAGAAAAUUGUACCAUCUCUUGUAUGUUGGGGGAUGGCAUUACCAAUCCCAUCGACGAUGGUUGUCAUGUCAUGAGAAGAAGGAAACCCUUUUACCUAUUGUGGGAAGAUGAAGUGGUUGGAAAAUUCAUUAAACAAGCUCUCUUUGGUAACUACCUCUUCGUAGUAACAUCAGAAAAUGGGAUGUACAUACUUAACGUGUUUCAUAUAGAAAGUAGAUUGGUAUUAUAUAACUUUGUCUUUCCAUUGACAACAGACAUCUGUGAUAUUUGUAUCAUAAGGAGCUUGCACCUAGGGACGGAGACCUACACGUUCUUCUACCUUCAUGACUGUAAGAACAGAUACUACAUUUACCAACUAGUGAAUUAUUGCACCGUUUCCUUGUUGUAUGAAAUUGACACGUCUAAAAUCGGAGUCCAGGUGCAAAACAUGAAUAUCAAUCUCAUGGAGAGACUGACCAGGAGUGGUGCUACCCAGGGGGGGAUCAAGAAGAGGAAGAAAUGUCUGAGGAAUUUUGCCAGGCAUAUGCUAGCUAAACAGGGAAAGGGUAAUGUGGUUAGUGGAAAAAAGGGCAACCAUAAGAGGGGUCGCAUCAGAGGGGCAAAUAUCUUAAAUGGGUUGCUGAAGAAAUUCGAAAAGAAGAAGAAGAAGAAGAAGAAGAUGGUGAUGAAGAAGAUGACCAGAACGAAGACGAAGCCCAGAACGAAGGCGAAGCCCAGAACGAAGACUAUCCAGAGGGAGAAAAAGAAAGGAGAAAAAGGCGAAAAGGGCAUUAAGAAGCUAAUAAAAUAUAUGACCUUUUUUGAACACCCCAGUGAGAUUAAUAACGGAGAGGAUGAUCCAGAGAAGGUGAAUCUGAAGUGGAUGAAAUUCUCAGGUAACGUAGGGCGAAUAAAUAGGGAAAAUGCUUUGGGGGGAAUGAAGACUUACCCAUUUUACCUCGGGGGGGAAUAUCAGAUGGAGGCUAAGACCUACCAAGGAGGAGUAACCAUGAGGCGACUCGCAGGGGAGGGUGAUUACGAGCAUCAUGUGAGCAACGAUAUCGGUGAAGUGACUCUCCCUGUGGAGAACAAUAUAACCUUGGGAAGUAGCAACGUCUACUGUCAAGGAACCAAGUUGGAAGGAGAAAUGAAAAUGCCUUCUUCUCUCGUCCCCGCGAACGUAUCGAACCUGUGGACUCAUUACCCUGCUCACCUCUUAACAGAAGAUCAAGCAGAUGUAUAUUGCUUAGUGGGUGAUGAAAAUGGAAGGAACUGUCUGCACCCCACGAAGGGGAAAAGACACAUGGACGAUGUGUUCAACAGGAAUAUACAGGGAAGUGAUAUUUUGUAUGAUUCGAUAUACAGGAAGAAGAAUUUCCUAUACAGCUACAUGUGUAUUUUUGUAUACUUCAAAAAUGGGAUGAUAUUUCUGAUCCGAAGGAACUUGAUUGUUAAAGGGGGAGGGACCGGGGAUCACCAGAUUAGUAACCAUCCGAUUAUCAUCUCGCUAAGUGAGCAUCUACACCAUGAUGACGGGGUAACCCUGGCGACCCGUCUGGACAACCAGUACUACAACAAGUCGCUCUACUGUGAUGUACAGAUCGAGGAGGUGGACGAUGGUACGGUGAAUGCUAGCAUGGUGGAUGAUACAGCCGUCCAUGGUGCCGCUUUCCUCAGUCGAAACGCACAUGUCGCACGAGCGAACGCAUACAUCAGCACAUGCGAAAACCUUCACGCAAUACAGAAAGAGGGACUACGAAACCUCUACACGUACAGCAACUUUUUCAGCGUAUACGAUUUUGAUAUAAAAGAGCUACUCAAGGGAGAUGACAUCUUUGAGGAUGUGGGGACGACGAGGGGAAAGACGAAAAAGUUGUUGAAGGAGAAAAACAGAACUAAAGGUAAAGAUCUGCAGGGAGGAGGAGAAAAUAUUCAAGGGGAGAUACCCCAGGAGUACUUCUUCUCAGAUGAAAAGAAUGGUUCCACUGUCAACACAACAUCUGACCUAUCCCCAAACAUAAAUAUGGCCCAUCAGAUGUACUCCAUUGCGAAGAGAAAAAAUUGCCUUUUAAAAGAUAUCAAUGAAGGGGGUAUCAGGGUAAAUCAUUUAGCAAGCCCAGUACAGGGGGAACGAUUAAGGGAUCCUCCUUUGAAGGAAGCCAUGUUGGACACUGUGAUGUGGGGAGAGUCAACGCAAUUGGAGGGCAAAUGGAUGCAAACCCCUCAAUUGGGAAGUGAGAAGGUGCCAUGGGUGAGUCCCCAUAUGGAUGAGCCUAAUAGCCAUUUCCACGCACACAGCAGUCCAGCGACGAGACAUCACCUUCCCUGGGGGAAGUCCAAUGAGGAGGUGCCCAACGCGGUAACGGGGUUCCCAGAGGGGGAGGCGCAGUUCCUGUCUGUCGACGGGAGGAGCCGCAACGACGCAAGCAAUGAUGUCGGUAACCAUGUCGGUAACCAUGUCGGUAACGAUUUCGGUAACGAUGUCGGUAACGAUGUCGAUAACCAUGUCGGUAACCAUGUCGAUAACCAUGUCGAUAACCAUGUCGAUAACCAUGUCGAUAACCAUGUCGGCAAAGAUUUUAGUGAUGGGGAUUUCGCAGACUUCAUUGGUUCAGACUACGAAGACUGUAGUGAUGGUUACCUCGAAGACACCCCCACGGAAAAGAAAACCAAUGUCUACCUCCAGACAGUCAAGUUCCUACAGACGCAGAUGCGUUAUAGUAUCUUACUAAUGAACAGAAGGAUUUUUUUAAAAUAUCUACACGCUUAUCUGAAUCUGAUAAAGGAGUACGCAGACCUUCAGAGGAUUCAGCAGAUCUUCCUGUACUUCAUGCACACAACAUUGUACCACUCUCAAACCUUCCUAUCCGACUUACACAUAUUUUUAGAAACCAUGGACGAACCAUAUUGGCUAGAUACGAAUGCAUUACUCUCCAUGAAUGUACAUUUUUUCUUUUUGCUUGUAUUCAUUUAUGAUAACUAUUUACUUCCCAUAUAUAGGAAGGUGAGGAGGAGGAGGAAGGACGGGAUCCAGGUGAACCCGCGAUUGGAGCCCUUUCUCGUCUUCCUCAGGGAAUCGCGAAAUUGCAUAUAUCACGUCCAGAAGAUUUUCCAAAGAAACUUUCGUUACAUAGCGUCUUCGUGA